Messenger RNA from Ailuropoda melanoleuca (giant panda), 1555 nucleotides. It is a transcript of the gene POLR1E, whose product is annotated as RNA polymerase I subunit E. NCBI's taxonomy places the organism in Eukaryota, Metazoa, Chordata, Mammalia, Carnivora, Ursidae. Gene Ontology annotation, molecular function: DNA binding. The record is from RefSeq and is a predicted model, not a curated record. Gene Ontology annotation, biological process: DNA-templated transcription. Bases 118 to 1368 code for a protein of 416 amino acids. The transcript has 11 exons.
CGGUGCCGGCGAGGCCACGCCUCUUCCGUCGUUCGGCUCUGCGACCGCGUGCGGACUGCUAACGCUUCCCGGGCCGGGUUUGUCUGAACUCUUAAUUUUGGCGUCCGGACUGGCGAGAUGGCGGCGGAGGUGUUAACGAGUGCGAGGUGGCUGUACUGUGGGGAGCCCGACGAGAGCCAGAGAGCAGUACUGGUCCAGUUCUCCAAUGGGAAGCUGCAGAAUCCAGGCAACAUGCGUUUUACUUUGUACAAGAGCAAAGACUCCACAAACCCCAGGAAGAAGAGUCAGCGGAUCCUGGCAGCUGAAACAGACAGACUUUCCUAUGUGGGAAACAAUUUUGGGACUGGAGCUCUCAAAUGCAACACUCUGUGCAGGCACUUUGUGGGAAUUCUGAACAAGACCUCUGGCCAGAUGGAGGUGUAUGAUGCUGAAUUGUUCAACAUGCAGCCACUGUUCUCAGAUGAAUCAAUUGAGAGUGAAUCGACACAAGAGAGUCAGACCAAAACUUUUAGAGAAAAGAUGGAUUCUUGCAUCGAAGCCUUUGGAACCACCAAACAGAAGCGGGCUUUGAACUCCAGAAGAAUGAACAGCGUUGGCAGUGAAUCUCUGAAUUGUGCAGUAGCUAAAGCCGCAGAGAACAUCAUCGAUGCAAAGGGUGUGACUGCUCUGGUCAGUGACGCCAUCCGUGAUGACCUGCACGAUGACUCCCUCUGCCUUCCUCCCUGCCACGCUGACGCCACCAAGCCUGAAGACGUGUAUAAAUUUGAAGACCUUCUCUCCACCACGGAAUAUGAAGCUCUUCGGAGCCCAUCUGAAGCUUUCAGGAAUGUCUCAUCAGAGGAAAUCCUGAAGAUGAUCGAAGAGAACAGGUACCCCCCCCCCGCCCCUUGGGUAGAUGGAGUGUCUGGGGCAGUGAUGUCAGAACAUGACAACACUGCUGAGGAGAGCACUUGCUGCCCUUUGCAGGGGCCUGGGGUCAAGUCCAUUAAGGAAACCCUAUAUAUUACAUGCUCUGUCCCCCUUGGAGAUGCUCACAGUUUAAUGCUGUCUCUCCUUCACUGCCACUGCUUUUGUAGCCUACGGAACUUAAUUUCGGAUUCUAUGAAGGCGAAGAUCACUGCAUACGUAAUCAUACUUGCUUUGCACAUAAGUGACUUCCAGAUUGACCUGACGGUGUUGCAGAGAGACUUGAAGCUCAGUGAGAGAAGGAUGAUUGAGAUAGCGAAAGCCAUGAGGCUGAAGAUCUCUAAAAGAAGGGUGUCUCUAGCAGCCGGCAGGGAGGAGGGUCACAAACUGGGCACUCUGUCCAUCCCGCUGCCUCCGGCCCCGACCUUGGAACGCCAGUCGAAGCGGAGGAGAAUCACCUAGAGGCGUGCUUUCCAGAUAGAGCAUUUUGGCCACACACAGCCACUACUUCUGUUCAUUUCCAUUUUUAUUUUUGAAGUGAGAGGGAAAAAGAAGCCUUGCCUUGGCGUGGGUAUGAAGCCAGAAGGCAGCAUCUCAAGUUGUGCUUGUCCUCAGCGGAAACAUAAAGCAGUGGCCGUGUUGGACUUGA